This is a messenger RNA of Durotheca rogersii, 1668 nucleotides long. RefSeq lists its product as uncharacterized. NCBI's taxonomy places the organism in Eukaryota, Fungi, Ascomycota, Sordariomycetes, Xylariales, Xylariaceae. The coding region runs from base 131 to 1243 and encodes 370 amino acids. The transcript has a single exon. The record is from RefSeq and is a predicted model, not a curated record.
CAUACAUAGCUAUCGCCCGAACUCCAGGCACCAAGCCUAUGCGGGGAAACCCGUCGAGCCAGCGCGAGCAGAAAGCGGAAAACAGCACAGUCGAGUACAUCGUUACGAACAGUCGUGAGCAUCUGCGGUGAUGAUGACAGUCGCAGACGCUUUGCCGGCAUUCCCCCAAUUUGGCGCCCUGGCGCCCGAGCUGCGCGACAUCAUCUGGGCCUACGCUCUCCCCGACGACACGCCCGAGGUCUGCAUCCCGUGGCCGCUCGAGGAGUUCCCGGCAUCCUCGCGCGAAAACGAUGACGGCGGCGGAUUCGCCGCGCCGUGGCCUGAGCCGCUCGACCCCCUGCUCGUCGACACGGGGUUCCCCGCGCUGAUGCACACGUGCCGAGAGUCCCGCGCGGUGGCGGAGGCGCGGACGCGGCUGCGCUGGUCGCCGCUGGCGCGCUGCGCGACGCCGUUCCGGGCGUACCGGCCGGACCUCGACGAGCUGUACAUGAGCGUGCCGCGGGGGACGGUCGGCGGGCGCGCGACGAUCCCCCGCUGGAGCAUGUUCCCCAAGGGCGCCCGCCACGUCGCGUGCGACCUCCACAGCUUGCGCGAUGGCAGCUUCUUCUGGAUACUGCUCGCCCACCCGCUCAUGGACGUCGAAACCUUGACGUGCGUGCUGCCGGCGCCGCCCGGCGCCGUCGUUGACACGACCACCCGGUUCCGACCCCCCACGCGCCGGUGCCGGCUUCGCUGGCUGGAGACGCAGCCGCGGCGACACGAGCAGCAGCCGCAGCCGCAGCAGCAGUACGGAGAGUACGAGGAAGAGGAGCCGAUCGCCGACGCGGAGAGCUACAUCAUCCUCGUGAACCAGCGCAUGACGGGGCUGAGGAGCUAUCUGGAGGAAGUCCGCGAUCACUCGGCGGCGGAGUUCGCGGAGAUCCUGCACGUCGCGGCGAUGCCGGCCGAGUACAUGCGGCGGUGGGACGCGGCCACGUCCCGGUUCAAGAUCAAAUUCCUGGCGGCGGCGUUCGAGGAGUACCGGGGCGGGCGCUGGGUGCCGAGCUGCGACCACGCGCUGCGCUUCGAAACGCGAGACGGCGGGGGCGGCGACGCGAGCAGCCGAGGCGCCGGGACGUAUCGCGUCAGCGAGGCGGAGAAGUGGACGCCGCUGAGGGAUCCCGAGAGGUUCCGCGUCAACGACAUCCAGCAAGACGAGGUGCCGCUCUGGGACGAGGACGAAGAGAUGCGUGACGCAGCUUGAGACGUCGCGCGACGGUAUAUUAGCGAACGGGCUCGGAUGCUGGUUACGCGCUGCUGCGUAUGCGCGGUAGAUGUUGUUAACACCAGUCGUAUAGAGAGAUCUUAUAGAAUAGGUGUUAUCUCGUAUGCGAGCCGGUCGUUACGCGCGGCGUGGACUGAUCCUAAGCGGACGGCCACACCCGAACAUGCUACGGCGACUGUACUGCAGCGCGUUUUCCUACCAACCGUACCAUACGACGUACUACCUAACGUGCUACAUUCCUACGUCGCAGAGGCGGUACCGGUUAGUAGUGGCAGCGUGAUGCGGGCCCCGGCGGGUAUCGAGGCCUUCUCUGUAUGGUUCCCCUAAGGACUAUUAACUGCAGCCUAGACCUGGAGACGGCAGUCAGCAUUAACAUGAACAGCAACGGCAACGUCUUACCUACC